UGUCAACACUUUCCAUCCAUAGAUCAGUUUAUAUAGACAUUGUUGUACAAAUUAACAGUCUUUCUAUUUUCCAACGGUUUUAAGUUUUAAAAUUUAUUUGAGGAUUUAUAUAGGUAGAACGAUGGCCACAGUAAGUGUUAGGGACUUGGUUAAGCUCUACGAAGAUAUAAUUGCGGCCGCAAGCAGCGAUGCCCUGGAUAAUCCACCGAGGAUUUUGAAAGAACAAGCCGCGACAAUGCGCUCGCUUAGCGAUGUUUCAGAGCAUUGCCUGGACGUGGAUGAGUCUGCGCCAGGGGAACCUCAUCGUGGGGUCUUACGGGCGAUUGACCCACCUAUGAGCGACACGGUGGGGCAAUCUGCCAAUAAGACGUUCAAGCCAGAACCUCCGUCAGUUGGAAACCCUCGGUGGCUGCAGAAAACCAACUCCGGUUGCUUAAAACUAGUAUUUCGAAGGCUAACCAAUCUCUUCAGGCUUCACAAACAGCCCCGGAAUCGUUCUCUUAAAGCAGGCAAAAAGUGCUCUUCAGCUUCAGGAUUCUCCACAACUUCCCGAAUUCACUGAUUUCUGGCUCAUCGUUGGACAUUUACCAUAUAUAAAAUUCAGUUUAAAUCCAAGGACCAAAGAAAGUCAUAGGACCUUAAGAAGCAACAGAUAAAUGAACGAAAUACUUUGAAAAUAAGGAAAUUCAGUAAUCUGUGAUAUCGGAUCGUACUAGUUCUUAAAUGAAUAAAAUCUUACAUAAAUAAAUAAAAACAAGAAAGAAAGCUAA
Messenger RNA from Drosophila kikkawai, 770 nucleotides. The record is from RefSeq and is a predicted model, not a curated record. Lineage: Eukaryota; Metazoa; Arthropoda; Insecta; Diptera; Drosophilidae.